Molecule: messenger RNA, 291 nt
Organism: Hirsutella rhossiliensis
Lineage: Eukaryota; Fungi; Ascomycota; Sordariomycetes; Hypocreales; Ophiocordycipitaceae
Exons: 1
Coding region: 1-291 (96 amino acids)
Source: RefSeq, a predicted model, not a curated record
AUGUCCGACUUUGGCUGUCCCAGCUGUCCCAGCUGCUGCCACGCCGCUGACUUGGGCGUUCACGACUAUUGCCUCCCGUGCGAUACCAACCCGUCCUGCCCCCGUUCUGUCAGGAUGCAGCCCCGGCAGGCCGAGGUCGACAAGUCACGCACGAAAAGGGCCACUUCCGACUUCAAGGGCUCCGGUUCCUCCAAGGGCUCCGGUUCCUCCAAGGGCUCCGGCUCCUCCAAGGGCUCCGGCAGCUCCAAGGCCAAAGACGACAAGAAGACAAAGGGCGCCGCGUCCAAGUAA